Molecule: messenger RNA, 1356 nt
Organism: Jaminaea rosea
Lineage: Eukaryota; Fungi; Basidiomycota; Exobasidiomycetes; Microstromatales
Exons: 1
Coding region: 1-1356 (451 amino acids)
Biological process (GO): protein insertion into mitochondrial outer membrane; mitochondrial outer membrane translocase complex assembly
Cellular component (GO): mitochondrial outer membrane
Source: RefSeq, a predicted model, not a curated record
AUGUCGGACAGAGAGACAAUAGCUUCAACCGGAGACGGCUCUUCUUCACCCACGUCACCGUCCUCACUGGACUCGCCCAAUCGGCACCCGCGGCUUCGCCCGCAAGAGCAUCGACCUUCUUUGUCCUCGUCCUUUGCAUCCUCAUCCCAAUCAACACCUCCCACAUCGGCCAGCGAAGCCAGUCACCAAGACCAAAGUCCUUUCAGUAGCGGCACAGCAUCAUCCUCAUCAUCAUCUCCUGCAACGCGCGAUGCACUCUCUCAGUCGAUCAUCUCCAACCUCGACCUCGAGUCGGAAGCGAGAUCAAGAAGACCUUCGCACGAUGGCAGCGCGGUUGCGCAGCAGGCAGAAGACCAGGAGAGGGGCCAAGAAGCUGAAUCAAGCACACUGAGGGAACUGAAUGCUUCAUCAAACCGUACGUCCUCACUACCACCCCUCGUCAGGGAGGACUCAACGACGCGUAGGGUCAUGGAGGAUGUCUCGCCCUCACCACCGCCUAUGCCGACCAGCAGUCUCCCAACGAAUGGGGUCAGUGAGGCGUUCGAGUCAAGAGAGGGAAUGGCGGACACCUUGCGAUCAGCUUCAUCGAGCUAUACGUCCCCGUCAGAUUUCCUCGGACCCUCGCCCUCCCAGCAAAAGAUAGCAUACAGCGACGAGCCUUCUUCCUCAUCCCGAAGCGAGUCAGAAAGAGCCAGUCCGGUUGAGGAAGAGAGCGCAGCCCCUCACGAGCCAAAGACGACUGCUACUGGGGGAGAAGACGAUGCUCUGCCAGAGACCGUGCCCACCGUCAGUGCUACAGGAAUGCCGCGCUUCCUACCGCGGCGAACCGAUGAUCCGACCCUCGACGGGCGCGUCGGUACGAGCUCCAGGAAGGACCCGCCUCCGCCUGAGCUAUUGCCCGAAGGGGCGAGCCCACCACCGCGACGAGGAGGGAGAAGAAGUAGGAGCAGCAGUGUGAACGAGGACGAGGAUAGCUCGGAUGACGAGUCUACACUCUCUUCGGCCUCGUCACCCCCACACCCCCUCUUCCUGCAAGCCCUCCUUCCUUCCUCCCAACUCCCUCUGACCCGUCGCUUCUCCAUCCUCUCAUCCUCGCUACUCGUCAACCUAGGCCUGCCAUUCAUCAAUGGCCUCUUCCUCGGCUUUGGAGAGAUCUUUGCCCGAUCGCUGGUCGCGCCUGUGGUACUGGGCGUCGUCGAGAGGGGGAAGAGCUUGUGGCGGGAGUAUUACCUGGGAGGAGGGGUUGGAUUGGGGGAACAUUUGACCAUGAGCGAGAGGAGUCAGGCGGUCAGGGACGCUGGAAGUGGUGAGGGGACGGGGACGAGUGGAUUGGGAGUGAGGGCUGCGCCGAGAUGA